CUGUAAUGUCAUUAGGCAGCAGAACUGUUGACGGCGUGACCGGUGUCGCUGUGCCCAUGUCUGACCUGCCAUUGGCGUCUGCGUGCGCGGUGCCCACCAGAGACUCUGCCAUUGGUCCUUCCCUUCACGUGAUCACGCAACUUUGUACAUUUGACAGGGAGUAGGAGGGUUCUGUGGAGAUCAGAAAAACGACAACGCGAGAAAAAUAGUAUUUUUUCCUUGCUCAAAUUAAUGACCAUGAGCUCGUAUUUGAUAAACUCCAACUAUAUCGAGCCUGCUUUCCCUUCCUGCGAAGAAUUCUCUCAAAACAGCUAUAUGCCCACCCCCUCUCCCGAGUAUUAUGAGCGGCCGAGAGAUCCUGGAUUCCCUCGUCACGAGGCUCUCUACCAGCGGUCCAACUACAGGGAGCAGAGCUACGGCUACAACAGUAUCCAUACGAAUGGACCGGAAGACGUCCCCCAGCAAAGUCGCGCUCAGCCCCAGCCAGCCCUUCGGAACCAGGCUCCGAGCCGUAACCAGGGCUGUGAGAGACCAGCCCUCGCCACAGCCUGCCGCGGGAACGAGAGAGCGGCGGCCGUGCAGAAGGAAGCCGAGCCGGUGGUGUACCCCUGGAUGAGGAAAGUGCAUGUUAACACCGUAACGAGCAGUUUUAAUGGAGGAGAGGGGAAGAGGUCUCGGACUGCCUACACCCGACAACAGGUCCUGGAGCUGGAGAAGGAGUUUCAUUUCAAUCGCUACCUAACCAGGCGUCGACGAGUCGAGAUAGCACACACGCUGUGCCUGUCUGAACGCCAGGUCAAGAUAUGGUUUCAGAACAGGAGGAUGAAGUGGAAGAAAGAUCACAAACUGCCCAACACUAAAACGCGCGCUACCAACCCGUCACCUGCAAGACAGCAAUCAAGGACGCCCAGCCAGACCCAGGAGCCACUGAGCUCGGUGCCCACGGCCUCGGGGCUGGGUCUAUAGACACAAAAAAUACUCUGCGACCUCGUUGAACAUGUGGACCAAAACUCGAGAAAACCAAAGUCAUUCUUCAGUGACGGACCAUUCCUCUCACUCCAGCCUCUCCCCCUCUUCACACAGACGGGCUGUUAACGGACGUGUAUCUUGUUUCGAUUCACACAGUCAGUGUCUGUAUCACCUUUUUGUCACAAGGACUUUGCUAAGGUCGUGUUCUGCAGCUGUAAAGAUUAUUAGAUGCUGUUAUUGAAGGUUAAUCCUGGGCUCUGUGCUCUGGGCACGAGUCCACUGUGCACUGCCACACAUACAAGAGUUAAUAUGCUUUAGCCUCUGAGCUCUGUACAUGAACUUGCAACAUAUCCCCAAAUAUCUGUGUGUAAUAGAAGUCGUGUUUGAUCCCCUUUUCUGAACCGUUGGGUGUGUGUAGUGUGUAAGCCAGGCCGUGUGUGCUUGUGGAAAUCUGGUGCUAGCUGUGGAUAUCUGUUUGUAGUGUAGUCUAAAACGGAAUGGCAUUAAAUGUCGUAUUGAUAUUGAAAGGGACUAUUUCAGACGAAACUUCAAAUAAAACUUCAUGUCGAUGAUUAUUUAUUACCUGCGAUGGCUUGUAACUGUUUGCUUUCACAACACGUGGAACAUUUAGUUCACAGUGACGGUUAUUCAACAUAGAUUUACUCUCGAUUUUCUGUACCUGUGUCACGAAUCUACACACAAAACCAUGUAAAUCGUCAGAAACAAACAUAACCAUGCAGUUUCCGAAGAGGGGGUAAUUCCUGAUGUGAAGUUACAUGACUUUGGUGUGGAAUUUAAUCCGUGUGAUUGCAUCACAAACAAACGUCUUUCUUCAGGAGAGCAGGAAUAAAGUCGUUAAAAACUUAUAAAUUUGACACCUAGUCACUUCCAAAAUGCGGAAACAGCGUUUAACAGUGUUGUCCUGAAUAACUAAAAUACAUGUUUAACUACCGUUUUCUAUAAGUACAGAUAAUUAUUCUGAAAGUUAUUUUACCAACAUUUAAGACACAUUAUAUAACGUUAUAAACUUCCGUGUUGGGAUUCGUUUUACACAUCACUCGAUUUUAUUUAAAUUAUUUUCCUGUAUUAGAUUGUGCUGCAACGAUAGAGCACUACAGGGAUGUUGACUUUACUAACACCGGAUUCUUCUUCGAAAUUCAAUAAUUUAACAACCAUGCAGACAAGACAAAAAAAUAAUAUAAUUCCAAAACACAAAACAUUUUACUGUAGAGCCCUACACAUUUUGCACGAAAUUCGGCGAAAGUAACCAACGAAAUUA
This is a messenger RNA of Lepisosteus oculatus (spotted gar), 2248 nucleotides long. RefSeq names its product homeobox A4a (gene hoxa4a). Gene Ontology annotation, biological process: positive regulation of transcription by RNA polymerase II; embryonic skeletal system morphogenesis; anterior/posterior pattern specification. The record is from RefSeq and is a predicted model, not a curated record. Gene Ontology annotation, cellular component: nucleus; nucleoplasm. Gene Ontology annotation, molecular function: DNA-binding transcription factor activity, RNA polymerase II-specific; RNA polymerase II cis-regulatory region sequence-specific DNA binding. NCBI's taxonomy places the organism in Eukaryota, Metazoa, Chordata, Actinopteri, Semionotiformes, Lepisosteidae.